CCCAAAAUCGCUUCCCAGUUUCCAGGCCAACUUUCUAAAGAGUAAAGACUUAUGGAGAACAUCAGCAACUCGCUACGUUGUUCACCACAUUGUAACAACACUCUCACUGCAUUUCUAUUCCCAGAGUUUAUAGUCCAUUCUCCAUGACCUUUCUCCCAUGAAAAUGAAACCCUUCAAGAUCUUCCUCAUUUUCCUCCUCUUUCUCGCUUCCCAAACAGUACACUCCUGGAAAAAAGACGAGUUUAGAAACUGCAAUCAGACCCCCUUCUGCAAGCGAGCUCGAUCUCGCAAACCCGGCGCCUGCACUCUAAUCGCCCACGAUGUUUCCAUCUCCGAUGGUGACCUUACUGCUCAGCUCAUUCCAAAGGCUCCGCAUGAUCAAGACGGAGAUCAAAUCAAGCCGUUGACUCUCUCUCUUUCAGUCUACCAAGAUGGGAUCAUGCGGCUCAAGAUCGACGAAGAUCCCUCGUUGGACCCACCCAAGAAACGGUUCCAAGUUCCCGAUGUUAUAAUCCCCGAAUUCGAGGCCAAAAAGCUCUGGUUACAGAGCGCUUCCAAGGAGAAAAUCGACGGUAAUGAUGGGGGUUUUUCUUCCGUGGUCUACUUAUCGGACGGCUACGAGGCAGUCCUCAGGCACGAUCCAUUUGAGAUUUACGUUAGGGAGAAAGCAGGUAAUCGACGCGUAGUUUCAUUGAAUUCACAUGGUUUAUUUGACUUUGAACAAUUGAGAGUGAAAAAAGAGGAUGAGGAUUGGGAGGAAAGGUUUAGAGGGCAUACUGAUACGAGGCCAUACGGUCCACAGUCGAUUAGUUUCGAUGUUUCCUUUUACGGGUCUGAUUUUGUCUAUGGAAUACCGGAACAUGCAACUAGUUUUGCUCUUAAACCCACUAGGGGACCUGGGGUUGAUGAAUCUGAGCCUUAUAGAUUGUUUAACUUGGAUGUUUUUGAGUAUGUUCAUGAUUCGCCCUUUGGGAUUUAUGGUUCCAUUCCAUUCAUGGUAUCACACGGGAAAUCUGGAAAAAGUUCCGGGUUUUUCUGGUUGAAUGCUGCAGAGAUGCAGAUUGAUGUAUUGGCAAAUGGUUGGGAUGCAGAAGAUGGGCUUUUGAUGCCCACUUUGCAGAGUCGGAUUGAUACCUUUUGGAUGAGUGAGGCUGGGAUUAUAGAUACCUUCUUUUUUGUUGGGCCGGGGCCAAAGGAUGUUGUCAGGCAAUACACGAGUGUGACAGGUCUGCCAUCAAUGCCACAGCUGUUUGCUACAGCAUAUCAUCAAUGUAGGUGGAAUUACCGGGAUGAAGAGGAUGUAGAGAAUGUGGAUUCCAAGUUUGAUGAGCAUGAUAUUCCAUAUGAUGUUUUAUGGCUUGAUAUUGAGCAUACUGAUGGAAAGAGGUAUUUUACAUGGGAUAAGUUACUGUUCCCACAUCCAGACGAGAUGCAAAAGAAGUUGGCGACCAAAGGUAGGCAUAUGGUGACAAUUGUGGAUCCACAUAUUAAGCGUGAUGAGUCAUUUCAGUUGCACAAGGAUGCAACUCAGAGGGGAUAUUAUGUUAAGGAUGCAACUGGGAAGGAUUAUGAUGGGUGGUGUUGGCCAGGUUCCUCUUCGUACCCAGAUAUGUUGAAUCCAGAGAUUAGAUCAUGGUGGGGUGGGAAGUUUUCUUAUGAAAAUUAUAUUGGUUCAACUCCUUCAUUGUACAUUUGGAAUGACAUGAACGAGCCUUCUGUCUUUAAUGGACCAGAGGUGACAAUGCCCAGAGAUGCGUUGCAUCUUGGGGGAGUGGAACAUCGGGAGUUACAUAAUGCCUAUGGCUAUUACUUCCACAUGGCAACAUCUGACGGGCUUGUAAAGCGUGGAGAUGGUAAGGACAGACCUUUUGUUUUGUCCAGAGCAUUCUUUGCUGGAAGUCAAAGGUAUGGAGCAGUCUGGACUGGUGAUAAUACAGCAGAUUGGGAUCAGCUCAGGGUUUCAGUCCCAAUGAUUUUGACGCUUGGUCUUACUGGAAUGUCAUUCUCCGGUGCUGAUGUUGGUGGAUUUUUUGGCAAUCCUGAGCCUGAGCUAUUAGUGCGCUGGUAUCAACUUGGUGCUUACUAUCCUUUCUUUAGAGGUCAUGCCCAUCAUGACACAAAAAGACGAGAGCCUUGGUUGUUUGGUGAACGAAAUACAGAACUUAUGAGAGAUGCCAUACGUGUUCGUUAUACAUUGCUUCCAUACUUUUACUCGUUAUUCAGAGAAGCAAAUGUUACCGGUGUUCCUGUUGUACGUCCAUUAUGGAUGGAGUUCCCAUCUGAUGAAGCAACUUUCAGUAACGAUGAAGCUUUCAUGGUUGGAAACAGUCUAUUGGUGCAAGGGAUCUUUAGUGAGAGGGCUAAACAUGCAUCUGUGUAUUUGCCUGGGAAGGAAUUGUGGUAUGACUUUAGAACUGGCUCUGCAUAUAAGGGGGGAAAGAUCCAUAAGCUUGAAGUUUCAGAAGAGAGCAUUCCUGCUUUCCAAAGAGCUGGCACUAUUUUACCAAGAAAAGACCGGUUCCGUAGAAGCUCCACUCAAAUGGUGCAUGAUCCUUAUACACUGGUGAUAGCUCUGAACAGUUCCCAAGCAGCUGAAGGGGAACUCUAUCUUGAUGAUGGAAAAAGCUUUGACUUCAUGCAUGGGGCUUACAGUCAUCGCCGCUUUGUGUUCUCGAAUGGGCAGCUUACAUCUUCAAAUAUGGCAUCCUCUUCCCUUGGCAGGUCUGGAUUUUCUUCUGACUGCAUUAUUGAGCGGAUUAUUCUUCUCGGACAUACUCCUGGGCCAAAAAGUGCUCUUGUUGAACCAGGAAAUAAGUAUGCAGAAAUUGAACUUGGUCCACUCCGGCUAGGGGGACAUGGUGCAGCUGCAGUAACCAUCCGCAAGCCUGGUGUCAGGGUCGCUGAAGAUUGGACAAUAAAAAUUUUGUAAGAUAUUUAGGUUCAAGAAUUUCAAUGUUAAGAAAGGAAAGUUCUUGUAAUUGUUAUUCUUGAGUUCAGUUAUAGUGGACAAAACUCACAAGAAAAAUACAUAGCCGCGUGCAAUUUACUGGUACACAGCGCUAUGCAAAGAACUAUUGUUUCGGCAACUUCAAUUUCUAUGGCUGCCAUGAAUGACAAAUUUUAAUUAGAACGCUUAUGUUAGUCAAGGGAACGUGCUAGUAGUAGUGAUUCUAGCUUCAAUCACAGUUUGAGAUAUCACAAGAGCAGCGAAUUUCAUACU
Theobroma cacao (cacao) is the source of this 3220-nucleotide messenger RNA. RefSeq names its product Glycosyl hydrolases family 31 protein (gene RSW3). Lineage: Eukaryota; Viridiplantae; Streptophyta; Magnoliopsida; Malvales; Malvaceae. Gene Ontology annotation, molecular function: carbohydrate binding; alpha-glucosidase activity. Gene Ontology annotation, biological process: N-glycan processing; carbohydrate metabolic process. The record is from RefSeq and is a predicted model, not a curated record.